GGAUGGGGGGGGGAGGCGGAGGGAAGCCGAGGAGGCGCGCGAGAGCGGGGAAGUGGGCGCGCAGCUGAGGCGGCUGCGUCUCGCGGUGUGGUCGUCGACUGAGAUGUCGGUCUGAGUUCAUUGGAUUGUUGCUUGAUGGUGGAAAAUGGGCGAGAUAGAAGGCACUUACAGAGUGCUGCAGACUCCAGGUUCUCGUUUGGGGGUGCAGAAAAACUCUGGAGUGAGCACCCUGGAACCAGGACAGAACCUCUCCUCUGCUAUAGCCUCAACACCUGCUAAAACACAUGAGAGGUCUAUUCAAAUAAGGAUAAAGCAUUUGGACAACACUGUGGAGAUACUUGAUAUUGAGUCAAAAUGUUAUGGCCAGAAACUGCUGACAGAAGUAUUUAAUCGGUUGAAUUUGGUUGAAUCGGACUACUUUGGAAUUGAAUUCCAGAACAUGCAAUCAUAUUGGAUUUGGCUUGAGCCUAUGAAACCUAUAUUUAAACAAAUACGAAGACCAAAGAAUGCAUUGCUUCGUCUAGCAGUAAAGUUCUUUCCUCCUGACCCUGGUCAACUGCAAGAGGAGUAUACCAGGUAUCUAUUUGCUUUGCAAAUCAAGAGAGAUCUAGCUGAGGAACGCCUUAUCUGCAAUGACAAUACAGCAGCACUCCUCAUCUCUCACCUUCUGCAGUCUGAGUUAGGAGAUUUUGAUGAAUCUGGGGACCGAGAGCAUCUUAAAAACAACCGGUACUUUCCAAACCAAGAAAGACUGCAAGGAAAAAUACUUGAAUUUCACAGGAAGCACAUGGGCCAAACUCCAGCUGAAUCAGAUUUCCAGGUGCUUGAAAUAGCUCGGAAGUUGGAAAUGUAUGGCAUGAGAUUUCACCUGGCAUCUGACCGUGAGGGAACAAAAAUUAAUCUGGCUGUAUCGAACAUGGGCGUACUGGUAUUCCAGGGUAAUACAAAAAUCAAUACUUUCAACUGGUCCAAAGUCCGAAAAAUAAGCUUCAAAAGAAAACGAUUCCUUAUCAAGCUUCAUCCAGAAGUUCAUGGUCCAUAUCAAGACACUCUGGAGUUUCUUUUGGGAAGUAGAGACGAGUGCAAGAACUUCUGGAAAAUAUGUGUUGAAUAUCACACUUUCUUCAGGCUAUUUGAUCAGCCAAAACCAAAGUCAAAAGCAGUCUUUUUCAGCAGAGGGUCAUCUUUCAGAUACAGUGGGCGUACACAGAAACAAUUGGUGGAUUAUGUUAAAGAAAGUGGGUUGAAAAAAAUCCCAUAUGAAAGGAGGCAUAGUAAAACUAGAAUGUCUGCUCACACCUUGCAUGCUGAUACACCCAAACAGAGUGCCUCAUUUACAGAAGGAUUAAGAACCCCUGGGCCUAAUGCAUGUACAUAUGCCUCCUUCCAUUCGGAUAAUGUGUUAGCCACAAACAUUGCCAGCUUGCCCACUUUCACAGAGAGCAAUCCUUUCUUUUUGGAGCCCAGAAUAUCCCAUACAAGGAGCUUGGCCGCAGAAGCAAAUAGUGGGACAUCAGAAGAAACUGGGAAGAAAGUGAUACAGCAGCCUGGAUCACCAGUACUCCAGUCAUUCCAAGGUCCUCAGCUGUCUUCCUUUGUAAUGAAGAGUCCAAUGACUUUGAAUCCCUCGUUUCAUGUGAAUAUGAACACACCUGGCCAGGGCUCAUCUCCUCUUUUGAGUCCUGUCCUGAGCGAUGUUGGUGGUGCCAGGAUAGAAGAAGAGGAUGAGGCAAGGCGUAAGAGGUACCCAGCAGACAAAGCCUAUUUCAUUGCAAAAGAAAUUCUUGCUACUGAACGAACUUAUUUAAAAGACUUGGAAGUUCUAACUGUAUGGUUCCGCAGUGCAGUUGUCAAGGAAAAUGCCAUGCCUGAAGGUCUCAUGACCUUGCUGUUCUCAAACAUAGACCCCAUCUAUGAAUUUCACAGAGGUUUUCUGAAAGAGCUUGAACAUCGGCUAGCACUUUGGGAGGGACGUUCCAACGCUCCCACGAAAGGAGAUUAUCAACGGAUUGGUGAUGUCUUGCUGAAAAAUAUGCAUAUGCUAAAGGAAUAUACCACCUACCUGAAGAAACAUGAUGAAGUCCUGUCAGAGUUAGAGAAAGCAACGAAGCGCAUAAAGAAACUGGAAAUGGUUUAUAAGGAGUUCGAACUCCAGAAGGUUUGUUACCUGCCACUCAACACUUUCCUGCUGAAACCCAUCCAGAGGUUAAUGCACUACAAGCUGAUCCUGGGGAGACUUUGCAAACACUACGUGCCAGAUCAUCGGGACUACACCGACUGCAGGAGUGCACUGAAAGAAAUCACAGAAAUUACAUCACAGCUUCAAAACAGUCUCAUCCGUUUGGAGAAUUUCCAGAAGCUAACUGAGUUACAGCAUGACCUGCUUGGCAUUGAUAACCUUGUAGCAGCUGGCAGAGAAUUUAUCCGGGAAGGCUGCUUAUACAAGCUUACCAAAAAGGGUUUACAGCAAAGGAUGUUCUUUCUGUUUUCAGAUAUGUUGCUCUACACCAGCAAAGGAGUCACGGGUACCAAUCAGUUCAAAAUUCAUGGUCAUCUCCCUCUGCAUGGGAUGCUGGUGGAAGAGAGCGAAAACGAAUGGUCUGUCCCUCAUUGCUUUACCAUUUAUUCAGCUCAAAAAACCAUAGUAGUGGCAGCAAGCACUCGUCUGGAAAUGGGGAAGUGGAUGGAAGAUCUAAAUAUGGCAAUUGAAAUGGCCAAGAAAUUCACUGAGAAAUCAGAGAUGUUUCUAGAAAACUCAGUGUGCAAUCGUUCUAACAGAUCCUCAGAUGAGGUAUCUCUAGAACAGGAGUCCGAAGAGGACAUACAUUCUUCUCGUAGCUCCCUGGACAGGCAGAGCCACCACCGUGCCAAUACUACCAUGCAUGUAUGCUGGUAUCGCAACACCAGUGUCUCCAUGACAGAUCACAGUGUGGCCGUCGAGAACCAGCUGUCAGGAUACCUACUGAGGAAAUUCAAAAAUAGUAACGGCUGGCAGAAGCUGUGGGUUGUUUUUACAAACUUCUGUUUGUUCUUCUACAAGACGCAUCAGGAUGAUUAUCCACUGGCCAGUUUACCACUUCUCGGUUACACUGUCAGCAUACCCGUAGAAGCCGAUGGCAUUCAGAAGGAUUAUGUCUUCAAACUGCAGUUCAAGUCCCAUGUAUAUUUCUUCAGGGCUGAGAGCAAGUACACCUUUGAGAGGUGGAUGGAAGUAAUAAAGAGAGCCACAAGUUCUCCAGGGAGAUCCAGCCUCUGCCUUCCUAAAGAUGAAAAGGAAAAGAACACAAACUGAUAGAAGCAGAGCUGGGUCUCUGUUGUAAGUUAAUUAUUUGCAGUGUGGGGGAAAGGAGCCUGAGCAUGCUAGUAGUAAAAGGAACCAUCUGCUCCCUCCUGUGGCCAAGUUAGCUGCCUCUUGGAAGAUGGUGAUUUUUGCAUAGUGUAGAAAGCUCUCUCAUCCAAAGGGACUGCAAAGACUCUGGGGAAUUCAGUUCAUGAAAAAAAUGUGGCUGCUGGAUUUACAUGACUUGCUUCUUUUGGUGGGGUUUGGCCAAUGUUAGUUCUCUGGCUUUCAAGUGGUUUUCUAUUAUUUGUUAAUGCUCAGUCUCGACUAAAUAACCUGUGUGCAACUUGUUCUUUCAGCCUACCAGCCAUACAUGCCUCACAUGCUGCAAGCAAUGUUCACAUUAAUGUUAAGAUGGAAUUUCUCCUCACUGUAGAGCAGAGUGCUUCGGAAAGUUGCCAGGAAGCAACUUCACCCUUCUUGCAAACAAAGUUGAAAGGAUUGUUUUUAUUUGGGUAGUGGGCAUGAGAAAAGAGGAUUCCAUGGUCAGUUUGAAGGGGUAGAAAAGUACACAGAAGAUACUGAAGUAUGCAAAGAUGAAGAUAGCGGACCUUUUAGUGUGUCUGUACCCCUGCAGAUUCUGUUCUGGGCUUGAGAGUGGUGCUUGUUAUGUUUUGGCUAAGUUCUUUUAAAAGUUAUAAAUAUGCAUACAGACAGUUGGAAAGGAAAGGCAGCUUCAGCAAAUAACCAGUCCGUUUUUAUUACCUCAGCCAAAACAUCUUUUGUAACAGGUGUGCAGGUAUGUCCAAUAAGCACGCAUGUGCAGCAAUAAUAAAAGCCUAGUAGUGUUUGGGGGUGACUAACUAUGGAAGGGUUUAUUCCUUCAUUAACGACACACCUCUACUUCUUAGUUCCUUUAACAGUGACAUGCCAGGGUGGGGGGAAUACUCAGGGACUUAGUAUGAGAACUGGUGUAGACAUAUAUUUAAAAGUGUGUAUUUAGGAAUUAAGGCAGAUCAGUUGAAACAAGUACUGCACAAUGGCAAGAUAUUUGAAAUCCCCCCUUUUCGCUAUAGUGCUAUUGUCCCGAGAUCAUGGAGGCAGAGCCUACGCAUUUUGUUUUUUAAGUUCAUAUACUUCUUUCAUGGGACAGAUAUGGUUUAUCACCUCACCCUUGGAUAGUAGUAGGAAGUAGUCUGCUGGUUUGAAGGCGGUCUUGUCAUGUUAUACUGUGUUGAGCAACAAUGUGGUGAUGGGUAGUGUGCUUUAGAAGAAACUGAGGUGAAAAAAAAAAUUAUAUAUUGAACACCGCAUUUUGAAGUAUGUGGCAAUUAAAGGAGAGGCAGGACAUGGGAAGAUACAGAUGUCUUUAUUACUCCUCAUAUUGACCCUUAAAAUUAUGUAGGUCAGUCUUUUAGGUAGAAGGUUGGGGUUGGUUUCCCACUUAGAGGGCAAAGGGAAGGUUUGUUACAUUUUUUGUUUGACGUUGUCAUUUAUAAGGAAGCUACAAAGUGCUAAAUAUUCUUCUCUACUAUUAUGGCCAUUCAAUAUACAUUAAUGUAUUUUUUUAUUUAUUAGUGUCUGUUUUUGGAAAUAAACUAUUGUAGAUCUCUAGGUGGCUCAGUUUGUCAUAACCUAAUUCUUAUUCCAUUCAGAAUUUUCAACAUAAAAAGGACUCCCAUCUCAGCAGUGCCCACAUUCUCAUUUCAAAUGCAUAGUCUGCAGUAGUCCAUUUUUCCUAUUUUAUUAACUUAAGACCUCUAGUGAGCUGUGGCUGGCCUACAACUGAAGUCUGAUCAAGGCUUAACCAAAAUUGUCAACAACAAAAAAUAAUAAUUGAGAGUUGACGGGGGGCUUUGUGGGCAAUCUGCUUCAAGCCCCUGCUUGUCGUAAGAAAUCCUACAGCCUUCACAACAGAUGGCUGUACAGCAUCUGCUAGAAGAGCUGCAGGGAAGGGAGAGUCUACCACAUCCAUAGGUAAAUAAUUUUACUGUUGAAUUGCUGUUACGUUCAAGAUGUUUCAGCUAAUGGUCAACUGAAAGCUCCCCUCGGAUGAAAUUUAGUCCUGUCCUUUGUGGCACCAAAGUACAUUUCCUUUCCCUUCCCUGCAAGUAUCUUCUCCAGGCUAAACAUACCCAGUUUUUUCAAUCUUAGUUCCCCAGACCCACCACCACCACCAAAAACAGCUGCUCUGAUUUACCUUAGAACUCUCCCAACCAGUGUGUGGAUAGAUGCACUCUAGCAAAACAACCUUGGCCCUUCAGUAGCAUAACUGAAAUCCCACACUGCAUUAGAUCAGACAGAAAUAGUCCUUACUCCCCUGAAGUAACUCCAGUCCAGUUUUGGAGUUUCUAGCAAUGCAUAAAUAACCAUAUAGUCAGCCUUUACUUGACAAGUUAGUUUUAUUGAAAGUGGCAGAUCCCUCUCACUGCUCAUUUGAAAAACUAAGACAUUGUUGUUUGAAUACUAGAGACACUGUGAGAGCUUUACUGGUGAUUUGUGAGUUAAAUGCAAGGUACCUUUUAUGAACAGCACAAAGUAGCAGCUUCACAGCUUCCUGUUUUCCUUUCUACAUCAUUCCCAUAAUGUUUCGUAAGCAGUCCUGGAGGAUAAUGGUAAAGGAAAAUGGAUUCUUCAUAUUCCUGCCCAUGUUCUCAACUCAGCUAUCCAUGAGCAAAACUGAGAAUGCAGCAACUGCAGCUCUGAAGACACGGUUCUAGCAUAAAGUAUGAAUACCAAGAAAAAAGCAUUUCCAUUACUUUUCCACAAAAAUUACUUGCAAGGGUAUGUAGAAUAGGCAAUUCCACCUCCACCCCUGAA
Molecule: messenger RNA, 6100 nt
Organism: Zootoca vivipara (common lizard)
Lineage: Eukaryota; Metazoa; Chordata; Lepidosauria; Squamata; Lacertidae
Gene: FARP2
Product: FERM, ARH/RhoGEF and pleckstrin domain protein 2
Cellular component (GO): cytoskeleton
Molecular function (GO): guanyl-nucleotide exchange factor activity
Source: RefSeq, a predicted model, not a curated record